Tigriopus californicus is the source of this 1409-nucleotide messenger RNA. RefSeq lists its product as uncharacterized. The transcript is spliced from 6 exons. The record is from RefSeq and is a predicted model, not a curated record. NCBI's taxonomy places the organism in Eukaryota, Metazoa, Arthropoda, Copepoda, Harpacticoida, Harpacticidae. The coding region runs from base 63 to 1355 and encodes 430 amino acids.
AGAAAUAAUUAAGUCCCACUUAUUUGAUUGAGUAGUACGUUAGUUGCUCACAUCUUUCCACCAUGGGCACUGUGAUAAAUGUCACCUUGCUUUUCUUGGCAGUGUUUCUGUCACCCGCUCUCUGGAUCAGAUACAGGACCCUGCCCGUCUUCGAACAAACCGAACCAUGGUUCCAUUUGUCAAAUGUAUGGACAGAGUCCGAGUUGGACAGCCUUCAAGACUUGGUUCGCUCCCAAAAGGUGCUGAAAACUGCGGCCGAGGACUUCACCAAUGCUGUCGUGCUCAUUGACCAGCCUCUAACUCCAGAAGGAUUGUGUCCGCAUCGAUUCCUUGUGGAGAGAAAUGGCCGAUGUGUGUUUCCCAGUCGUGUGGACAUGGCAUCCCAUUAUAUGUUCACUGGAGGCCGUUAUGGAGCCAAGGAGAAAUUCACGCAGAUGGUGAACAACAUCCAAACAUUUCAAAACCACAUUUUUGGUGAUGAUCUGAAGCGCCCUGAACUGAAGUCCCUUUUCGAAUCCAAGGACUACUUGCACGCGGCUAAGACGGUGUGCGGGCCCAAUUAUCCCGUGAUUGACCGUGUUCAAGUGAACGUGGUCAUGAUGCUGCCCGGACAAGACCUUCCGAUGCAUUACGACUUGCCCUGGUUUAAGAAUGGUGCUAAUCGCUUUAAUCUUCCUCAAUGGCUGCUUUUGGCCAUGGCGGGAUCGGGUUUGUGGGCGGAUCAGGCCAUGCCCCAAGUCCAGGGUGUGGCUUAUCUUCACUUGAAUGAGACGAUCAACGGAGGCUCCUUUUUCUUGUACCCGGAUGGACCCGGAGGUCCCGUGACCUCGUUUCCAUCCAAUGCCAACACUGGAUCCGUCUUGGAUGGGAUCAAGGUCAUUCAUGGGGUCAACCGAUUCAUGCCUGGUCGAGUGGCGCCCAAUAUUGGCAAGCGGGUGGCCAAAUUAGUAUUGGAUGAAGGCUCUCAAGACACUUGGACCCUGGUGAAUGAGGACCAAGAGGUCCUUGGAAAAUACAACAUGAAUGAGCUACGUAUCACGUUGGUGUGGCGAUCUCUCUGUUUUGAGUCGGAAGAACAGCGCUCCCAAUGGAAUCCCAAGAGUUCCACUUUUGCCGCCGAAGAUGCUCUUCAGGCCUUGGAGAAAGAUCUGAGGAAACGUAACGUAUUGGCCCAAGACCAAGCUCGGCCUGAGAUGCUUGAUUUUGCUCUUAUGCUGAUAAAAGAGUACAUCAAAUACCCCAUCGACAACUUUGAGAAUGCCUGGUUUCCGUUGAACUAUUGCGUCUUGCCAAAUGCCACCACCAACAAGUUUUUGAAGAACAUCUUUGAGAUGUUUGUGCAAGCAUUUUGUUAAUCGCUAAAUCUUUUCCUAGAUAGCUCUAAUAAAAUCGCCUCAUUCAGAAGACAA